AUGAAGACAAGUGAGUCGAUCUACUAAGAGAGAAUAGCUUAUUUGAAAGAGCUAGAAGAGGACUAUGAGUAGAAGGAUCUAAAGAAGAAGAUAGAUCAUCACAGAGAUGAGAUAUUAGCAUAGAAAAUAUUGCAAGUUUAAGAAGCUAAGGAUAAGAUAACCAAGCUAGCUGGCGAGCAAAACUCCAAGGUAAUCGAGCUCAAUCAGAUAAGAUCUUACAAUAAUUAGCUUCUAGAAGAAUACAAGUUAUCAAGUGAUGAUAACGAGAGGAUAAAGAGAAUGAACUUAAUUAAAUAUCAGGAGAGUGAGGAUGUUGAUAAGCGACUAAGACUGGCUAGAAUGCAACUGUAUAAAAAAGAGCAGAACAUAGAUAAGUUGCGCUAGGUAAAAGUUCAAAAAGAGCUUGAACUGCAUUAAAUCGACCAAGAAGUAGAGCUUAAGUUUAGUAAGCUUGAAAAAAGUGAGGAGCUUGCAGAUGAGCUUGAAAAUGAUAAUAAACAAGUGCAUUUCAAAAUCAAAAGGGUUAAAAUACAACUCUAAAAAGUUACCAUUGAAAAGAAUGAAAUUGAGGAGUACAUCUGUGAAACAGAUAAGGAACUACUAUAAAGUACUAUCAAACUAAAAAAAGCAGGAAAACUACAUUAGAAAAUAUAAAAAAUCAUUACUGAGCUGACAAGCAAAAAUGCAUAUAUUGAAGACUAAAACUUGGAAUUGGAGUAUUAAGAAAAAUCUUUGAACAUUAAAGUUAAUCAGCUGGAGGAAUAUAACGAUGAUCUGAAAGUAAAGCUUUAAACACUAAUCCAAGAAGAUAGCCUAGUUUAAUUACUAGACUUAAAUCAAAGGAAAUGCGAGCAAAUCUGCACAUCUUAUAUUAAUACAACUUUCUCAGGUCGCUAAAACGAUGUCAUAAGUAACACUACUUACUAUGAAACUACUAUGGACAAGGAUGUCUUGAGUAAUGGCAUUAAGGAUAUUGCCUAUGAAUUGAGAGGUGACUAGCUGUACUUUAGCAAUGAAAAUACCCUUAACUUCUCUAAUAUUAUGGGUUCCCCAUUGAAUGACACCACCAAAAUACAUUAAGAUUAUCAGUAGUAGUAGUAGUUCUAACCGAAUAAUCAUUUGAGUUUGAACAUGAUGUUUAACUCUGAUAAAGAAAACAUGGACUACUUGAACUAGCCAAUGAUUAUAAGCAGUUCCAAAACACCAAUGUAUAGACAUGAGAAAACUCUAAGCAGUCUAAAUAAUACUCAGUAAAUGAUGAGAUAGAUUUUGGAAAAUGACUAUUAAAGUCUUAGAGAUAAGAAAAAGCAGGCCUAGACUAUUGACUUUGCUGACAAUAACACCUAUCUAAAAUAUAUCAACUAAGGCCAGCCUAUUAAUGACAAUAAUGUAAAUGAAAGCUGCAACUAAAUGCUAGAUUAUAUAUCAGCAAAGAGGUAGAGUAAGCGCCAUCAAUCUCUAGUCCCAGUAGCUAGCUCUAAAUUAUCUCAUUCUUUCAAGAAAAUGUUUAACGAAAUCAAUUAAUGA
This is a messenger RNA of Stylonychia lemnae, 1527 nucleotides long. NCBI's taxonomy places the organism in Eukaryota, Ciliophora, Spirotrichea, Sporadotrichida, Oxytrichidae. The record is from the annotation of a GenBank genome assembly.